Molecule: messenger RNA, 3957 nt
Organism: Klebsormidium nitens
Lineage: Eukaryota; Viridiplantae; Streptophyta; Klebsormidiophyceae; Klebsormidiales; Klebsormidiaceae
Source: the annotation of a GenBank genome assembly
AUGGCAGAUUCGACAGAGAAGAUCCAGAUUGAGAAGCUCAAGGGAGCGGAGAACUUCCAGACGUGGAAGGUCCUGAUGCAGCUUCUGCUAACGGAGAAAGGGCUGAGAAAGUGCAUUGACCCGGAGAGCAGGUCAAGUGAGGAGAUGGCUCAGAGAACUAACGCGGUAAAGGCCAAAGAAGAAGAAGAGCAAUCGAAGGCCUUGGCUGCCAUUGGUCUGAGAGUUUCUCCUGAGUACCUUGGCAUCAUCACAGACGCUAACGGUUCUGCUCGAACCGCUUGGAACGAAUUCCAGAGGAUGUUUCAGUCUGUGACAAAUGCAAGGAAGAUGAUGCUCAGGGAGAAGUUGGCAGGACUGAGAAUGGAGCCUGGAGAAAGUGCCGCGAAGUACGUUGCGAGAGCCAAAGACCUCAAGAGGGAUCUAAUCCAGGCAGGGCUGGAUGCAGGUGAUGUAGAUCUGGCAGCAGCUUGCGGAUUGUCCAGAUCAUUCAGGGAGAUAAGAAUGGCUCUGGAUUUGCAGGAUAAGCCAAUCUCCUUGGACGACAUGCUCCCUCUCUUUCUGCAACAUGAGGCUAGAUUGGAAAGAGACGAAGAAUCAGAGCAAGCUGAGACUUCGAAUUCAAUGGCCUUCGUGAGCAGAAACCCCAGGCAGCACUUCGGAAAAAGCAGGAAGGGAAGCUUCAAGUGCUGGACUUGUGGAGAAGAAGGACACAGGCAGUCAGAGUGCUCAAAGAAUCCAGACGCUCCGAGGAAUCCUCACGCAAACAAGGACUGUCACAGAUGUGGGGAGAAGGGCCACAUCGAAAGGAACUGUCCAAAGGUAGACAAAGGCAAGUCAUCUGACAGAGGCUCUUCAAAAGGAGGGAAGAGAGGGAUGAAGAAGUCGAUGGCGUUCGCCAGUCCUCCUGACAGAGAUCUGUCCGAAAUGUGGAUUCUGGACUCUGGAGCAAGCGCGCACCUCUGCUGUCAGAAAGAGUUCUUCUCAGACCUGAGACCAGUGAAGGAGGGAGAGGCAAGUGAGAUCCAGGGGGUUGGUGACACUGUCAAGGUCGAAGGGAUUGGGACAGUGGCCUUGAUCUGUGAGACUUCUGAGGGCGAGAAAACGGAAGUUUAUCUCGAAGAAGUCAGAUACACCCCAGAAGCUCAAGUGAACCUAGCCUCUCUCAGCAGAUUCCUGGCAAAGGGUGCGAAGCUCAGCAGCGAGGGAAGCGUGGUGAGUCUGAGCAUGGAGGGCGAAGAAUUUCUGGAGGCUGAGAACGAGAGAGGGGUGUCGGUGAUCCGAACGGUGAAACGGAAGCCGGUGGCGUUCGCAACCAGCCAAGUGGAGCAGGCCAGACUCUGGCACAGACGGUUGGGUCACGCGAGCUGUGAAGCCCUGGCGACCAUGUCCCGAGACUCUCUAGUCGAAGGACUUCCCCCCCCUCAAGCCUUUCGGAAAGCUGGCGAAACCCUGUGCGAAGACUGCGUCCUGGGGAAGCAAACGCGGAAACCCUUCCCCCCGAGCGACCGAGAGAGCAGCAGACCGCUGGAGCUCAUCCACACGGACCUGUGCGGGACCAUUCCGUGCAAGUCAGCAGGCGGAGCGAGGUAUGCCGUCACGUUCAUUGACGACUUCAUCCGGUGUGGGGUGGUUCAGCUGCUGCAGAACAAAGAGCAAGCGCGGAGAGCUCUGGAAGCCUACGUCAACUUGGUUGAGAACCAGUUGGGGCUGAAAGUCAAGCGGAUUCAAAGCGACCGAGGCGGAGAGUACUGGAACGGCGAGGUCAAAGAGUUCUGUGCGAAAACGGGAAUUUUCCACCAGAAGACCAACGCCUACUCGAGCCAAGAGAACGGAGUCGCUGAGAAGUUGAAUCGAACGCUGAUGGACAAGGUUCGUCCAAUGCUUUCAGAAAGCGGCUUGGAGCUGAAGUGGUGGGGCGAGGCAAUUCUGACGGCGAACUACGUCAGAAACCGGACUCUGACGAAGAAGACGGGAAAGACGCCGUACGAGAUGUUCUUCGGGAAGAAGCCUGACAUCAGCAAUCUGCGCGUCUUCGGAGCCCCUGCCUUCGUCCACACCCCCGCGCAGCGCCGGAAGAAGCUCGAUCCCGUCUCCAAGCCUAGCAUCUUUCUGGGGUACGAACCGGGGACAAAGGGGUACCGGAUCCUGCUGACGUCAGACAAGCGGACGAUCGUCGUCAGCAAGGACGUGACGUUCAACGAGCGGGAGCGGAACGAGGGGAGCGGAAUCUGGGAAACGGAAACCCCUCAGCCCCUGCAAACGGCGGUCCCUCCUGUUCCUGCGGAACCAGAAGUGCCCGAGGGAGAGAAGGAUGCAGAGCUGAGGACUCGAGGGAGAGCGGAACCGGAACAGCGGAACGGCCGGAACGGCCGGAACGACGCGACGGAACUCCCAGCGGAACGGUCGGCAGAACCGGAACAGACGACGGAAAAACGCGAGCGCAGACCCACCCUGGGAAGCCCGGAAGCGGAACUCUGGCGGAAAGCACUGGAAGAAGAGUUCGCGAGCCUGCAGGAAAACGGCACGUGGGAGCUGCGAGAGCCACCUCCCGGCGUGAAACCGAUUCCGUGCAAAUGGGCAUUCAAGCUGAAGAAGGACGAGAACGGGAACAUCGCCCGGUUCAAGGCCCGUCUGUUCAUCAAGGGGUUCAAACAGAAGAAGGGGGUGGACUACGAGGAGGUGUUUGCACCGGUUAGUCGCCACGUCACCCUUCGGAGUCUGCUGGCGGUCGCGGCGGCGCAAAACCUGGAAGUCGACCAGCUCGACAUCAAAACGGCGUUCCUCAACGGCGACCUGGAGGAGGAAAUCUGGAUGGAGCAGCCGGAGCUGUUCGAGACCGGGGGAGAGAAGCUGGCGUGUCGACUGAAGAAGUCGCUGUACGGGCUCAAGCAGGCACCACGGGCCUGGUACUUGAAGCUAGCGGCAGAGAUGCGAGAGCUAGGGUUCGAGCCGUCUGCAGCUGACCCUGCUCUGUUCAUCCGGAAAGAAGAGGACGGGAAGAAGGCGUUUACGGCGGUCUGGGUCGACGACUGUCUGGUGGUCGGGGAAAAGGACGUCGUGGCGCACGUGAAGGCAGCGCUCGGGCGAAUCUUCACGGUGCGAGACCUGGGACCGGUGCGGUACUUCCUGGGGAUGGAAGUGACGCGCGAUCGAGAGGCGAGGACGAUCAAGCUGACGCAGAAGCGGGCGGCGUUGGACCUGCUGAACCAGUUCGGGAUGGAGGCAACGCGCGCGCGGCGUGUACCGCUCAACCCCGGCGAGAAGGUGCAGAAGCAGGGAGAGCCGCUGGACGCGGAGCGCUACCCGUACGCGAGCCUGGUGGGGAGCCUGCUGUACCUGGCCAACUGCACGCGGCCGGACCUGGCGCAGGCGACGGCUUCGCUCGCGCGCUUCAUGAGCAGCCCAACGGAGGACCACUGGCGGCUGGCAAAGUCGGUUCUGAGUUACCUAGCGGGAACGGUGGAGUCGGGGCUGACGUACGGAGCGGAGAAGCUGGAGUUCGAGGGGUUUUGUGAUGCGAAUCACGGCGGGGAUCCUGACACGAGACGGAGCACAACCGGGUACGUGUUUCUGCUGGGCGGAGCAGCGGUGAGUUGGGCGAGCAAACUGCAGCAGACGGUCGCGUACAGCACGGUGGAGGCGGAAUACAUGGCGGCGGCGCACGCGGCCAAGGAGGCUCUGUGGAUCCGGAAGCUUGCAGCGGACCUAGGACUGGAGAGCGGACGACUGACGGUGUGGAGCGACAACCAGGGGGCGCUUCAGUUGAUCAAGCACCCGAUCACGUCGCAACGGAGCAAGCACAUUGACAUCAGUCAUCAUUUUGUCAGAGAACGAGUGAUCCGGGGCGAGCUCAAGUUUGAGUACUGUCCGACGACCAAGAUGCCUGCAGAUUUCUUGACCAAGGCUUUGGCAGUUGCAAAGUUUGAAGAGUGCAAGAAGUUGAUAGGGUUGGAGUAG